AUGCCUUCAGCUCUACAACUCCACAGAAUCACCACCAACCCCAAUACCACCACCAACCCCAAUACCACCACCAUCAUGGUGAACUAUCAAAAGCAAUCCCAAACCAUCUGCAAAAUACCUAUAUCUAUUCAAGUUCCUGAUUACAUAUUACACCACCACACCCACCUUGUUGGGCCAAACCAAUGCUGCUCCGCCGUGGUCCAGACCAUCGCCGCCCCAGUAGCCACCGUGUGGUCCAUCGUUCGCCGUUUUGACAACCCACAAGCUUAUAAACAUUUCCUCAAGAGCUGUCACAUGAUCUCCGGCGACGGGACUGUUGGUUCUCUCCGGGAAGUCCAAGUGAUUUCCGGUCUCCCUGCCGGUUAUAGCACGGAACGCCUUGAAAUUCUUGACGAUGAACGACAUGUUUUGAGCUUCAACAUCGUCGGCGGCGAUCAUAGGCUUAAAAAUUACAGGUCCGUUACCACUCUUCACCCUAUGGCCUGUGGUUCAGGGACGGUUGUGGUUGAAUCGUAUGUAGUUGAUAUUCCACCUGGUAACACUAAGGAGGAAACUUUUGUGUUUGUUGAUACGAUUGUGAGGUGCAACUUGCAGUCGCUGGCUCAGAUUGCCCACAACUUGGCCAAGAAUAACUACAAUUUAUAUGAAAAUUGUGCCUCUGUGACUUGA
Ilex paraguariensis (yerba mate) is the source of this 669-nucleotide messenger RNA. Lineage: Eukaryota; Viridiplantae; Streptophyta; Magnoliopsida; Aquifoliales; Aquifoliaceae. The record is from the annotation of a GenBank genome assembly.